Messenger RNA from Siniperca chuatsi (mandarin fish), 3395 nucleotides. It is a transcript of the gene ipcef1, whose product is annotated as interaction protein for cytohesin exchange factors 1. The record is from RefSeq and is a predicted model, not a curated record. Lineage: Eukaryota; Metazoa; Chordata; Actinopteri; Centrarchiformes; Sinipercidae. The transcript is spliced from 11 exons. Bases 543 to 1961 code for a protein of 472 amino acids.
GCAGAGGAUUGUGGGUCAGAAUAGUCAGAAAAGCAUACUGGCCUCGUGGAUGUAUAACAAGACCUAAUUGUUCCAAUAAUACAUCCAUGGCUGGCUUACAUACUGCAAAAUGCGACCGGAUGCAAUAGGACUUCCUGAUGUUUUUGGCAUACUUUGUAUGAAGGCAUACUAAAUGUUUUUCUGGCAUACUAAAUAGUAUGGUAGUAUGGGAAUUGGAACGUACACUCAGCUUUUGGUGGCUCAUACGGCCGUUACAUAGCAGUACCUUAGCGACACCAAGUGCUCAUGAGUGGGAUUUGCGACUACCUGAGAUAAAACUAAUAAUUAAUUCCCCCUGAGUGUAACCACAAUAACGAUGCAACAACAGCGCAGAAGUUUUUGCAGCAUUAAACAAAAACAUGUGCCCUCACAAUUUCUGUCUCUUCAGUUUGAGUUUGGGUGUUACCCUCUUUGAGGUGAAGAAACUGGGUAACACCCAAAGACCUGAACUCACCUGAAACCAGCAGAGCUUUAUUUGAAUUUCUUCUUUGCCUUUUUCCGACAUGCUCGCCAAGGUUUGGUCAGACUUUGAGCAGAGCUUUCGGGCCAAAAUACUUUCGUUGAGGUCAUGGUGGCAGGCUGCCUUUCCUAUAUCUGUGCCCCCUUCUAUGGCUGCCGAUGACUACAACCCUGUCUCCCUCAGACACAAAUCCAAGAAGAAGAGCCGAGGAGGCAAUGGUACAAUGAGCAGAAGGCGGAUCUCGGUCAAAGAGCUGGGCCAGCCAGACCACCAGGGCUGGCUGUACAGGAAGAAAGAGAGCAAAGGCUUCCUGGGUAUCAAAUGGAGGAAGUACUGGUUUGUGCUGAAGAAGACAUCUCUCUACUGGUACACCAACCAACUGGCAGAAAAGGCUGAUGGCUACAUUGACCUCACCAACUUCAUGAUUGACAGAGCCAUAGAGUGCAAGAAGAAACAUGCAUUCAAAGCUUGCCACCCACAAGUUAUGAUGUUCUACUUUGCUGCUGAGAGCCAUGAGGAGAUGAACUUAUGGUUAAAUAAGCUUGGGCUAGCCUCCAUUCGGUAUGAGCCAACAGAGCGAAACACUGCAGCCGAGUGUUAUAGUGAAGCCAGUGACCAUGAAGAAGCUGAAAGCACAGAGAUUCCCCCGCCACCAUACUCUGAACAAACCCUUCAGCACUCUGUGGAUGCAUCCGUUCCACCUGGUAGCACACAUCAGGGUACCCUUCCUCCCCCUUACUCCUCCGCAGUCCCCAGCGAAGCCAACGGUUCCCUCUCGUCCCCCGUCAGUACGAUGACAUCGCAGAGCUCCACCUCCUCGCUCGCCAAGCACCGUCAGUCCUGGUUGGACCUGGUCUCGCAGGCAUCUCCUCCCACCGAGGAAACGGCAGUGGUGUGCUCGGUUCAGGUACACUCACGUCAACCUCCGCAAGAGGAGACGGAAGAAGAGGAUGACCCCCAGGUGUUGGAGAGCUCGUCUCACCAGGACUCUCUGGAAAUGGGGUCCAAUAAGGAAAGCUGUGCCGUGGAGGGGGAGGCACAGAGGGUCGUUUCAGGUGCUGAAGAAGAGGGGGUUCAUGGGAACAGCUCAGAUGAGAUGGAGAAGCUGUAUAUUCAUCUAAAAAAGGCCAGCCUUUCACCAAUAGGAGAUCGUAAACCAUCCACGAAAAGGGAAUUCAGGGCCUCCUUCAUAAAACGCUGUAAAAACCAGACAGUCAAUGAUAGACUGCACAUUAUCAGGACUCUCAACAGCACAUUAAAGUCAAAAGAGGCAGACCUACAGGCAAUAGAACAGGUGUUGACGGACCCGGAGCUUACCUCGAACAAGUUCAGACAGUGGAAGGAGGCCAAUACACCCUUGGUGCAGGAGAUCUGUGUUAAAAAGGACCGGCAGGUGGCAUCAGAGGCCACAAAAGCUGCAGCAUCAGUCAUUGCUGCUCCAGUUGUCGAGACCAGUUUAUAAAGACUCCUCAUGACUGAUUUUACUGUGUCUGGACUUGAAAGACACUCACAUACUUACUGGAUACACACACACACGCACACACACUGCUGUUUUCAGUUGAGACUACUGUUCCAUAUCAUUGGGCUUUAAGUGCUAUUCAACAAGUAACUGGAUCAAUGAAGAAGAGUGUUUUUAGUUCCUGAAUGGAGAUGGAACAGACCUUAUAUGAUUGGUCGCAUUAAAAUGUGAAAUGUGUCUUAGUAUUACUUUUACUUUUUGAUUUGUAAGUGUAGCUAAUUUGACAGAUAAUUGUUUUUAUGUUGUAAUUUUGUGAACCUAUGCAUAAACUGUUUUAAUAUUUGGAAUGAUGGACAUUGAAAUAAUGGAUCCGUUGUUCUCUGCAUGGAAACACUUGUUUUUACAGUAUGUUUUAUCUAGUCUGAUUUCAUCAGUAGUGAACACAUUUUUUACUGUUUUCAGUCAAUUAUUGGUGCCAUGCACCAUCGCUGCCUGUUACACAUGUUCUACAGCAUCUGUUUUGAAUGAUUGAUGUGUGUUGUUGGCCCAAGAAAUUAUAUUGUUAUACUUAUCAUGAAGACUUUCCAGAAUGAACACGAGGGCCUGCACUAACAGAAUAAAUGUUGGUCACAAAUCAUGAUAAUUUCAGAUUUUUCAGAGUCAAAGUGUCAAAUCAUUGUUACUACAAUAUAAUUUAAAGCCAAGAUAUAAGAAACCACCUUAUUUCAGUAGAAAAGGCUAUCUAAUUAUGUAUUCUACCAAACCAAAACAAACUAUACAACAAACAAAUCUUUGAAACGAAGAAUUCCAACCUUAAUGCAAACAUGCUUUGGAGUUCUUUUUUUUUUAAUUUUUUUUAUUUUUACCAUAAACACUGACAGUAACAGAUAACUUAAUUUAUAUGUUAUUGCAAAUGUGAUGAAGACUUUAUUACUAACCAAUAUCAAUGGUGUAUACAGUCUAUUGGACUUAAGGCAGAAUGUAGCAGUUUUCAUUUGCAUUUAAACACAGGAUGCAUGAUGGAUAAUUCUCAGGAAAAAAUAUUAUAUAUUAUAUUGUUCGUUAAGGCAGACUCCCUGCCCCCCCGGCCCUUACAAACUAGUCCAGCAGACCCAAACACUGUACUAGUUACAGAUAAACAGAUGAUUAGGAGGUUAUUCAGAUACAGAUGUCAGGCAUUAUGUGACAGCCACAGCUCCAGAGAGCAACAGAUUUAGGAAACGCAGGCCAAGCAGGGGCCUCUGACAUGGUGACAACACCUACUGGUAGGGGCCCAACCAAGCUCCAGGCCCAAAGAUGCAUUUUAAAUGUUAACUAAGUGUAAAUAGAUGUACAUGGAUGUUUGAUGUUAAUUAUCUUUGAUCUUUGAUUCUGGCAUGAAAGUCAGUUUGCUUGUUUGUAAACAUGGAAAUAAAGUAUUAUAACGAGUGAACAUUU